Molecule: messenger RNA, 2044 nt
Organism: Labrus bergylta (ballan wrasse)
Lineage: Eukaryota; Metazoa; Chordata; Actinopteri; Labriformes; Labridae
Gene: hdac1
Product: histone deacetylase 1
Biological process (GO): negative regulation of transcription by RNA polymerase II
Cellular component (GO): NuRD complex; nucleus
Molecular function (GO): histone deacetylase activity
Source: RefSeq, a predicted model, not a curated record
UUACACCCCGCUGACUGAAACAAACUCUCCGCCUCUCGUCGCUGUUGUCUCCUGCGGUGUGUGCGCUGAAGCCAGCCAAACAGCACUAAAAUGGCGCUUACUUCCCAAGGAACAAAGAAAAAAGUUUGCUACUACUACGACGGUGAUGUUGGAAAUUAUUACUACGGUCAGGGUCAUCCUAUGAAGCCCCACAGAAUCCGCAUGACUCACAACCUGUUGCUUAACUAUGGCCUGUACAGAAAGAUGGAGAUCUAUCGUCCACACAAAGCCAGCGGUGAGGAGAUGACUAAGUAUCACAGUGACGAUUACAUCAAAUUCCUUCGUUCAAUUCGACCGGACAACAUGUCUGAGUACAGCAAACAAAUGCAGAGAUUUAAUGUGGGAGAGGACUGUCCAGUGUUUGAUGGCUUGUUUGAGUUCUGCCAGCUCUCAGGAGGGGGCUCCGUCGCCGGUGCCGUCAAGUUGAACAAACAGCAGACCGACAUUGCUAUCAACUGGGCUGGAGGCCUGCAUCACGCCAAGAAGUCUGAGGCCUCAGGCUUUUGCUAUGUCAAUGACAUUGUACUGGCCAUUCUGGAGUUACUGAAAUACCACCAGCGAGUUCUGUAUAUAGAUAUUGACAUCCAUCAUGGGGAUGGUGUGGAGGAGGCAUUCUACACCACAGACCGUGUUAUGACAGUUUCCUUCCAUAAGUAUGGAGAGUAUUUCCCUGGCACAGGGGACCUGAGGGACAUUGGUGCUGGGAAGGGGAAAUAUUAUGCUGUGAAUUACCCACUGAGGGAUGGGAUUGAUGAUGAGUCAUAUGAAGCCAUAUUCAAACCAAUAAUGGCCAAAGUGAUGGAGAUGUACCAACCCAGUGCAGUGGUUCUGCAGUGUGGAGCAGAUUCUCUGUCAGGAGACAGGCUUGGUUGCUUUAACCUCACCAUUAAAGGUCAUGCCAAGUGUGUUGAGUACAUGAAGAGUUUCAACCUGCCGUUACUCAUGCUCGGUGGAGGAGGCUACACCAUCCGCAAUGUGGCCCGCUGCUGGACGUAUGAGACUGCUGUAGCCCUUGAUACCUCCAUCCCCAACGAGCUCCCAUACAACGACUACUUUGAGUACUUUGGACCAGACUUCAAGCUGCACAUCAGCCCCUCAAACAUGACCAAUCAGAACACCAACGACUACCUGGAGAAAAUCAAGCAGCGCCUGUUUGAGAACUUGCGCAUGCUACCCCAUGCCCCAGGGGCAAUGCAAGCCAUUCCUGAGGAUGCUGUGCAGGAGGACAGCGGGGAUGAGGAGGAGGAUGACCCCAACAAACGCAUCUCCAUCCGUGCUCAUGACAAAAGGAUAGCAUGUGAGGAGGAGUUCUCCGACUCAGAGGAUGAAGGCGAAGGCGGCCGUAGAAAUGCAGCCAGCUUCAAGAAAGCCAAACGGGCCAAAACUGAAGGAGAGAAAGAGGGAGAAGAAAAGGAGAAGAAAGAAGUAAAAGAAGAAGAGAAGGUGCCUGAAGAGGAGAAAAUGGACACAUCAAAGCCAAAAGAAGAGUCCAAGACACCCUGAGGUCCUCCGCAGUAAAUUAUGCCAGCGCAACUGAUCCGGACGGAUCCUUGUUUUUUCUCUUUUUUCUUUUUUUUUUUCAAGCAAGAUUUUUUGGAUAACUCAUCUUUCCAAGGGUGCUGCUGUGGAAAUCCAUGAAGGACUAUACCUUUUAAAUGAGGCCUCCCCUCUCUUGAAAUGGGACAGGGAUCCAAACAUGAUUUUCUAGGUCACCUUUUCAACCUUUGCUGUUUAUGGACUGAAGUCAGUCAGUGUUUGAGUAUUGUUUUUGUAUGCCUUCUCAUUUUAUAUCCUUUAUUCUCUUAUGCUAUGUCAUUUGCCUUCCCCAGUGAAGCUACUCUGUAAAAAUGGCUUAGUACAUGUAUGCUUUUAUAUAUCUGAUGGAUUUAAUUUAUUUAAAUCAUAGAUAUUUUGGCUACUCUGUUUUGUUUUUCAGUCACACUCUUUUCCUGUCUUUGAAUAUGUAGUUGAAGCAUGUUUAUGCAAUAGAUCUUUUUCUGUAAUA